Molecule: messenger RNA, 3771 nt
Organism: Humulus lupulus (European hop)
Lineage: Eukaryota; Viridiplantae; Streptophyta; Magnoliopsida; Rosales; Cannabaceae
Exons: 6
Coding region: 606-3650 (1014 amino acids)
Source: RefSeq, a predicted model, not a curated record
CUCAAAAUCCAAAAUUAAAAUAAAAGGAAAUAAGAUAUGCAAUUGUCAGUAUUACGCACCCAAAUCCCCAAAAUAGUUUUUUUUUCUCCAAAAUAUAAUAUAUGAACUAAUUAUCAAAAGAAAACAUACCAAUAACAGUAUAUUCACCUGUCAUGAUUAUGCACUCAAAUCCAAAAAAAGAAAAAUGUAUUUAAUCUAAUAUAAUAUAGCAUACUAAUAUCAAAAGAAAGCAUAAUGCAUCAUUAUAAUUUAUAAACCAUCAGAAAUCGUUCCUUGAAAAAAAGAAAAAGGUUAAAAGCAAAGAAAAAUGAAGAGAAGCAGAUGAAUGAAAAAGAAAAUAAAGAAAGAGAAGGAAGCUUGGAAGAGAAGGCCAUUGAAAUCGUUGCUAUUGCUUAGAUUACAAAAAAAGUCAGCAACCUCAGAUGUCAGAUAGAAGAGAGCUAACGUUCACGUCAAACUAGUCACAAUUUAAAUUAAAUAAAUAAAUGAAGAAUUUUACACCAUUUAUUACUUUGGAAUGGACUUACCACCUCACCCAACUCUGAAAGAAUCCCUCUACCAGCAAAAGAAAACAGAGUGGUGUAGCUGAUCAGACGGGAGCGAUUAUGGCGAAGAGGUCAGAUUUUGCUCAGAAACUUUUGGAUGAUCUUCGUCUCCGAAAGGAGCGAAUGUCUACUUCAUCACAGACCUCAAACCGUUCCAAUUCAAUGGCUAUUAUAGAUGCCUAUUCUUAUGCCAAGCAAAACUAUAGAGGAUCCAAAGAUGUAAGAACAAACGAAAUGAUUGGUUCCAGAGCUGGAAAUACUCGAUUAAAGUCUAGUGGAGGCAGUAGAUCAUCCUUGGGCGGAGAAUCAGCAAAACAGUUGGUCUCUUAUGGAAGAGGCCAAGGCUCAGAGCAAUUAGGAGAUCUUUCUAUGGCUUUGAGAUUCGCAAUCGAAAAUGCUGGAAAACUUGGAAGAACAGAUUCAUCCACUAGAAGUUCAAUGCUUGGAUUUCUACAACAUAUGGGAAGAAGCUCCAUGAGCAAUGUUGAUAGGCAUCGACCUUCAACUAGCCAAUUACCUGCCUUUUCUUCUGUCCAAAUUGAGGAGAUAUCAAAAGGGGCAAUGAAGUUGAACCAAAUCCUUAAAGCCUGCUCCAAUGGCCUUAACUUUGAUAGUUACUCUAUUGAAAUUGGGAAGGAACUACUCAAAGGCGCCAUAGAUUUGGAGAACUCACUGAAGAUGCUUGUCAACUUGCAGGAAGCUUCUGAGUUCAUGGUUAGCACACAAAAGAAGAAGAAAAAUCGAAUCAAAUUGCUCGAGGAAGGUGAGGAAGACGAAGACGAAAGUAAUGUGAAUAUAGCGGAGGAGUGGAAACUAGACCUUCCUAGAUUCUCCUUUGACAAGCCCUCAAGGAAAAAUAUCCAAGAGUUUGGAAGAACUGGCCAUAAGCAGAGUCUACCAGCUCUGACUAACUCAACACAACAUAGUAACUUCAACCAUGAAAACCAGCUGGUGCCUGCCUCAAGAUCAAGUUCUCACCAUCACAAUCGAUCAAUCAGCUAUAGCUCUAAUGCCAGAAGACUUUCCACAUCAUCAGAGCGAAAGAAUCACCUGAUCUCAGCUGAUUCUAAAUCAGAAAAGGCAAGGAUUCCGAGUGUAAUCGCUAAGCUUAUGGGAUUAGAUAAGCUCCCUGAAACUGAGAAUUCAACUUCUGCAGCACAGAAAAACUACAGUUCCAAACCAAAAGACGAGAGAGAUCAGUCAUUUCGAAGAGUGACACAGGAAGAGGAGACUCCUAAGAUUGUUGGACACAAGACUAAUGGCCCUGAGAAUCUUCUACACCCCAAAAAACAAAAAGUGGUAGAAGUUAACAAGACUACCGUUGGUCAUAAUAGCCCUUCAGUUGUGGUGAACAAAGAGAAAAAGGUUCCUUCUCCUAUCAAUUUUGAGGUUGUUAUGGAAGAUGAAAAACCGCCAUGGGAAAAUUCAAAAGGGAGCAAAGCAAUGACAAGAUCAGAAAAGGCCAUGGCAAGAAAAGAUGAGCAGCAAAAUGUGGUAGUUCAACACAAACAGAACACAGGCCGAAUGGAUAAUAAAAAACAGUUCUCAAGCAGUCAAAAGAAGUCACAGAACAAGUUAGAAUUGCAGCAGCCAUUUGUGCCUAGAAAAUUAGCAUCAGAAGAGAGGGAACAUAAUGGAAAACAAGUUUUGCAGACAAGAAAACAAAAGGGUAGUACUGGUAUUGAAGUUAUGGCCAAGAUAUCGAAACCUGUCCGUGAUGGAACAAAUUUGCAACAGAAGCAGCCACAGUCGAACCAAGAAAAGCUGAAUAAGAAAAGUUUGAAAAAAAGUACUAAUGCAGACGAAGUGGUGAUAGAAAGAAGUUCGGCUGAAUCGAAUGUCGUUAAGGGUUGGAACAAUCGAAACCCAGACCAGAAUUCGUCUCCAAAACUACAAGAACCUGAAUCAAGAAAAGAAAAGCCUCGCAUUCCACCAGUUAUGGAUGACAAAGCUGUUCAUGUGCCAAUCCUACAGAGAGCAAAAGUUGCUAGAGGGCAUAAUAAUGAAGUACUUGGUAGAAGAAGUGGGAGUUUGAACAACCUGACCAGGCCACCAAGACAUCAGAGUUCAAUUUUAAAAGAAGUCAAAUCUAGAAAGGUUGAAAAAAUUAGAGACAUUAGACCAGAAGAAGCAGAACCACGCAUCAUCAAGUCUAAUAGAUCAACCGUGAACAAUCAACUGAAUGAUUUGACCCCAAAUUUGCUCAAAGAAGAAGUUGAGAACACAUACCCUCUCAAUACUUCAAAGGAAGAUGACUACAAAAGCUUGCAUGAGCCAGAAGAACUUCCAUCAAAUGACAGCGAUCAAAACGUGAUACCGAUUACUGAAGAAGAUCAAACACCUUUUGGUGAAGAUCAAGAGCAUAAAUGUGGAGGCAAUGUUCCAAAUGAACUUACUGGAGCAGAUACAGAUAAUAAAGAAAAAACCAGGGACAUCUCAGUGGAAAAACCAGAAUUGAAGCAGGAGAAAAUAGUCAAAACUAUAAUGGAACCACCAAGUAAUAAACUAUUAAUGGAGCCGCUGAGCGAGAGUGAGAACCAGCUUAAGCAGAUACUCAUUAAGAGUCAACUGUUCCUUAACACAGCAGAGGCUCUGUUCAAGCUCGAUAUCCCCAUUGAAGCUCUUGAUAAUAGUGAUAUUAAUAGCGGCGGCGGCGGCGGCCAUGAUUACCAAGACAAUAUUUAUAACGAAGACAGAAAGCUCAUAUUAGACUGUGGCUAUGAGCUGAUGAGAAGAAAAGGGAGAAAGCAAGAGGUGGCACUUCAUCCUUGUGUGACUGUAUCCAUAAGUUUGGUGAAGAUAACAACCUUUGAUUGGCUAGUCAAACAAUUGAGUAAGGACUUUGAGAAAUUGAGAUCCUACGGUAGGAACGGAGUAGAUGAUUGCGAAGUGGAUGAGUAUCUGCCUAGGAUGUUGGAAAGCGAUGUGUUUAACAAAGAUCCGUACGUGAAUUGCAUGUGGGAUUUGGGUUGGAAUGAAGGCAUGUUUGCAUUCGUUGAAGUUGACGAGGUUGUAAGAGAUGUUGAGAAAUAUUUGCUCAAUGGGGUCUUAGACGAUAUCACAGGUGAUCUUCUCUUACACAAUAUGAGUGUUCUUAGUUAUUGAUAAAUAAAACUAUAAAUUAAGUAUCAAUAAUUUGGUUUAUUUUGUUACCUAUCGAAUUUUUGUAAAAACAGCUUGAAUGCAACAUUUUUAUUCUCACAUUCAUAUAUAUCUCUUCUAUAUA